This is a messenger RNA of Phragmites australis (common reed), 1327 nucleotides long. RefSeq lists its product as uncharacterized. The transcript is spliced from 7 exons. The record is from RefSeq and is a predicted model, not a curated record. NCBI's taxonomy places the organism in Eukaryota, Viridiplantae, Streptophyta, Magnoliopsida, Poales, Poaceae. Gene Ontology annotation, cellular component: nucleus. Gene Ontology annotation, biological process: regulation of exit from mitosis. Bases 85 to 945 code for a protein of 286 amino acids.
CGGCCAAGAGAUUCGAGAGGGCUCUCCCUUCCCCCAAAUUUUCAAAUUCCUAACGGCCGGGGGUGCAGGGCGAUCGUCGGCGCGAUGGAAGCUGCCCCCUCCGGAGGAGGAGGUCGAGGCGGAGGCGGAGGCGACGAGCAGCGGGGGUUAGGGUUGUUGGAGGUGCAAGCGGCGGCGGCAGCGCUGCGGCGUUCGGAGGUGUUCCACGUCGUGAAGGAGCUCCUCGGCUUCGUCCUCUACAUGCACCACCAGAUCCCCUCGGUGUUGCAGAAUCUGGAAAAUGAAUUUGCAAGUUUAAAGGAGGAAAUGACAGAAAUGACGUUACCACCAGCUGAACUCAAACCGUCUGAUCAGAGAAAGUACAACACACGAAAAAGGGUGGUUAGAUGUAGAAUAAAGAAGCAGGAGAAGUUGAUGAAUGGCAUAUCUACCUUACUUUCUGCUCUUCAGCAAGCACUUGAUGAAGUUCCUAGCAUUGAAGGAGUUGUCCUGAUCCUUGGAGGGAGCCUUGUGCGACCCCUAUUUGUGUACGACAUUACAAUUUCUCAUGGGAGGUUUGAUUCAGGAAGUGCCAAAGAGCAUGCUCUUACCAAGUUAGCUCAGUCUGUUUCUCGGAAGGCAAUCCGUGCUCUUGUGUCAAGAGGCGCAGGGAGUUUGUCUUACACAGGCCCUAGCAAGUUGUUUCUGCUAGUAAGAUGUCCCAGUACAUUGAACAUGCCACUGGAUUUCCUGCCAAAGCGUGAUUUUCGUUAUAGCAAGAAGGUUGUACCUCUUCAAAUGCAUAUAAAGUGCAAUGCAGCAGACUGUCAAGUGAAUAACCAGCAACGUCUGUCAAUAGUUGAUGCCCCACGUUGCACUUCAGAAUCUUAUCUUUCAGAUGUUAUCUGGUUCCAGUGUAAGCAUACGAUUAGAGGUUUACCAGGCAAGGCGUCAUUCGAAGGAUGAUCUGGCUUGAAGAAGUCGAAGUUUGGCUUGAAGAAGUCGAAGUUGACCAAACUCUUAUCUUUGUUGUAUUGAGUGAUAUCAUGUACAUGGGUAGAGUAGAGAAUGCUGUAGUGGCGCAAUGAAUGGCUUAUCACUUGAGGAAGCAUGCAAUGAUAGAUUACUUGUGUAAGACAACUUUUGCAUGUUUUCAAACAAAAUACUUGAAUGUUCAGUUGGAGCACAUCCAAAGACAAUACGUUAGGACAUUCUUUUACCGAUCAGCUAAUGUAUAUUGUCGGAUCUGCAUUCUUUGAUAUUUUUACUUAACAGAAAGUUAGGAAUGAAGCUGAAAUUACCGGACCUUCAACUCCAGAUUUGUAGGUCAGUGCUGUUGGGCUGUGUG